Molecule: messenger RNA, 1043 nt
Organism: Clunio marinus
Lineage: Eukaryota; Metazoa; Arthropoda; Insecta; Diptera; Chironomidae
Source: the annotation of a GenBank genome assembly
GUGGUUAACGCGGCUGAAUGUUAUUAUCAAAAGAAAUUUCGCAAAGUAGGUAUUUGCAAACUUUAUCAGUCUGUAGCCUUGUCUCUUCUGACUUAAAAAGAAUGCAAGAAGGUUUUGUUGAAAUAAAUUCCGUACCAACACACAUUUUCACCUAUGGACAAUGGAUUCAAGAUGAGUUUAAGAAAAAGGAACUUGUAUUAAUAAUCACUGGUAAUCCAGGGCUUCCAGGAUUUUAUACAACUUUCGCUUCCACAAUCUUCAAUGAGUUGAAAGAGGAAAUCCCAGUUUGGGUGAUUGGACAGGCAGGUCAUGACGAGCCGAAAAAAGAGCUGAACAUGAUAACACCACCAUUAAAAGGGAAUGAAGAUAUUUAUAAUCUGAAAGGUCAACUGGAUCACAAAAAAGAAUUCAUAAAUCGUUUUAUUCCAAAAGAUGUGAAAAUUUAUAUGAUUGGACAUUCAAUUGGUUCGAAGAUGUCACUCGAUCUUCUCAAAAUACCAGAAUUUAGUAAUCAAAUCCAGAGUGCAUACUUAAUGUUUCCUACCAUUGAAAGAAUGGCUGAAAGUACUAAAGGACGAUUAGUUCCUACUUACGACAGAUUCUUCUUUUUAUUUCGCAUUUUCUAUAAUUUCAUAGCUUGGCUACCGAAAAGUUGGAAACUUUACCUCGUAAGGCGUUAUUGUGAGAGAGAAAAGUUGCCUCUUGAAUUCCAUGAGCCAAGUUUGGAAUAUACAAAUCCUCCAGUGAUCGAUAAAAUUUGGUUUCUAGCAUUGGAUGAAAUGGAUAAAGUUCGUGAACUCGAUGAAAAGCUUUUAAAAGAGAAUGUGAAUCGAGUGAAACUUUAUUACGCAGUUGUUGAUGAUUGGGUACCUUUAGAUGCUUACGAUAGCCUUAAAACAAAAAUCCCCAACAUUGAUGCUCAAGUCUGUACUGAAGGAUAUGAACACGCAUUUGUCCUGAACAACGGCGUGGAAGUAGGAAAAAUCGUCUCAGGUUGGCUUAAUAUAAAAAGACAAGAAACACAAUAAAAAUUGACAAACAAA